This is a messenger RNA of Oncorhynchus nerka (sockeye salmon), 3481 nucleotides long. RefSeq lists its product as uncharacterized. The record is from RefSeq and is a predicted model, not a curated record. NCBI's taxonomy places the organism in Eukaryota, Metazoa, Chordata, Actinopteri, Salmoniformes, Salmonidae. Gene Ontology annotation, cellular component: membrane. The coding region runs from base 119 to 862 and encodes 247 amino acids. Gene Ontology annotation, biological process: adaptive immune response. The transcript has 5 exons. Gene Ontology annotation, molecular function: signaling receptor activity.
AGAGGAUGUGUCAUUCCAUGGCUGAAGGCUGCUACAGCUGGGUGCAACUUUCUAAACUGCUUACAUAGAGAGACAUACAGACAGAGACAGACAGCAGUACACAGCCAGCUGUGGUGAUAUGAUGUCACUGCUGAGGAGUUUGCUGUUGUUCUACUUCUCAUUCAAUGAAUUGACCACAGCAGCAGAAGCCAUUCUCUGGGUGAAGACAGGGGAGAAGUUUACCAUGAAGUGCUCCACCACUCUAAAAGACCAGGAAGGAAUGUACCUGUAUGUUGGGCUGGACAGGGACAGGGAGGUGCUGUAUUACUACCAGCGUGACUCCAAGCUGUCCCCCAGGAAACGCUACUGGGACAGAGUGAAGACUGAGGGACCUGUGGACCAACUGACCAUCACCGUCAGUAACCUGACCAUAGAGGACACAGGUGUCUACUGGUGUGUUUACACAAAAUUCAAUGAAACCACAUAUGAAAAUGACAUCAACCAAGGAAGAGGCUCCACUCUGGUCGUGGUGAAUGACGAUGCCCUCCAGCUGCCAUGCCCCACAGCUACUGCAGUAACACUGACCCCCUUUCACCCAGCCAAAAAGAAGCCGUGCCCAUCCGGCGUGGAAAGCCAUCAGAUCAUCAUCAUCGUCAUCAUCACCAGCAUCUUGACCACCGUGAUAUGUGCCUUCAUCUUCCUCGUCUGGUUCGCUCCACCGGUGAAGAGGUGCUGUAACCAGGGAGGAUACACACCACAGGUCUUUCCUGACUCGGUCUAUGAAGACAUGGCCCGGAAUCACAUUUAUCCACCAGGCACACAGCAGGUAGAAUCGUACCCCUAUUCUGUGUCUACCAAAGGAGGAAGUAGGACCACUGUGUAGCUUCUUCAAAUGCUUUCUCUGAAUAUUGCUUCUUUACUUCAUCAGAAUUGACAAACCUGUUCUGCUGUGUUUCACAGUUCUAGCCACAAUGCAAGUCUUAUUGGUAAAUUGUUUGUGUGUGCGUCAUACCAUGCUUAUGUGUGUGAAUAAAAUCUCUAUAUGGAUAGUAUUCAUAUUUCAACAAAAGAGGGAACAUCCAGUGUUAUAUUCCAGUUCUAUUCAACUAUAUUCUUACGGGGGCCAGAUGUAAAAAAAAGUUCAUUGCAGGGGGGCCGGACAUUUUCCACAUGCGUCCCACACACACCAGUAAAGCACUUUUCUUCUAAUGAAAUGUUGCUAAAAGUAGUUGGGGAAGAAGUGGAAAGUGCUCGAUCAACGUGAGUUGAGGUGCAACCAAACAAUGUGGUCCUCAUUGAAAAGAAACCGGCUCAAUGCUUUGCUCAUCAUUUGAACUAUUGAAAGAUUCUUUAAAGUAAUUUGGUCAUUUGAAAAUCAUCUGACAACUAAGCAUCUCAGUAAAUAACAGAAAGCAACCAUAGUGCUUUUCAUUUUGGCACUGAACGUCGGAAUUUGUUGCCGAUCUUUUGUGAAUGUUCAGAAUUGAUCAGGGGGCUAAAUUACUGAACGGUUCAGAUCUGGCCCCCUGCCGCCAGUUGAAUAUCCUUGUUUUAGUCCAUAAGGUGCACAGUUGAUAGCGAUGGAGGCCUCCCUAUAACUUUUUUCAAUAGAUCAGGUAAUAAGAUUUAUAUUGCUGUUGUUUUAGUGUUUUUAGGUCACUGGACCACUCAUCAAGCUGUUCCUGUGCAUGUUGUCUGCACACAAAGUCAAAAGAGCUUCAAUGUUAAAAUGAGAACAUUUUGUUAAGAUUUUUAUUAUAUUUUAUCAUAGGUACAAAUAUUUUAGCUGCCUAAACUUUCAGGUACAUUAGGAUAUAAGUGAUUUUUAUAAUUACAUUUGAGUAAUCUAUUGUUUUAGUUGAGAUAGCUAGUAGGUUAAACCAUAAUGGUCUGAGUACAUUGUUUUCAUGCUGGUACGGAGUAAUGAGUGCGUCUUGUGGUUGGAAAAACUAUUUUUACCAAGUGACGUAGUAUUUGUUUUACACUAUGAGUCACUGUUUUUUACUUAUUUUUCAACUUCCUAACAGCUAUUUUCACUUUAAAUAAAUGUAAAUGUGUUUGUAUUUUUUUUAAAGGAAGAAAAAUAUUCUCACCAUUUUCCAUUUUAAUCAAAAUAUUGAUACAUCAUUGAAAGUCAUGUGAUAUUCCACUUGUGUAUGUCAUGUUUAUGUUGUAUUUGUGUAUGUGUAUCUGGCAUGCAUUGGUGAUGUUCAGCUAUAUUGCGUACAGUAUCAAUCGAAGAAAAGUUAAGACAGGAAACCAGAGUAUUUGUAUCUGCUGAUAUUGAACCAAUUAGAUUCACUCUAAUGUAAUAUGGCGGUCUAUUUAGUUAACCAGGUAAUGCACAUCAUUUCAUGAUUUCUGCUGCGCGCAAGCUAUGCACUGGUGUUCUUGGUGACAUGCUAUGCUGUAACAUGCGGUAGUCACCCUGCAUGUCUGCUUUCUGAUCACCCACCUGUUUGGGCACUGCUUUUGUUCCAGUCAGGGAGAUUGGUAUAGCAUACCUGGCUCACUGUUUGUUAUUAUGUUAUCAUUAUACAUGCUCUGGCAGUGAGCUACCCCGAAGGAGCAGAGCCUAACGCCAAGAGUAACGUAUUGACUGUAUUGUAGUCUUUUCUAAUCAAUGGUUAAACAAAUAUGUGACGUUUCCGGUCUGAAUCACUUUUAAUGUCCAAUUUACGUUUCAGUAUACAUGAGCAGCAUCAUUAAGUUGUUUUUGACACUACAUUCUACAAUCAUAUCCAAAAUUAUAACCAUAAGUCAAGUACAAUAUAAAUGCCAAACAGACCCAUGUAAGCCAGACCUGUGUGCUGCUGGUGACAGCAGCAUUUCUGAUGUGGUGGCAGCAGACACACAACCAUAUCCAACAUCCCAGGGAAACACAGUGCUUCCGUUUAACACGCCCACCAUUUUCAAACACCAACCACAGUGAGUGAAUACCUCAAUUCCAAGGCCCUCCACAACAACCAAACACACACAGCAUGACCUGCAUGACAUAUGAAUAUGGAACAUAGGCCGUAUCCCUAUUCUCACACUCUACGACUUUGUCUUUGUGUAAAUCUCAUUCUUAAAUCAGAAUGCGCAAGGUCUAAGUGGUACUCUCUUCUGAUUUAAAAAUGUCUUUAAAAAAUGGUGCAUGUUUUAUAACAGCAUAGUAUGAAAAUGCACAUACAGAAUGUUUAUUUUCGGCAAAAUUGAGUUUUUAUUUUCGGGUUAUUUAAAUACAAUGAUAUAAUUGUCCAUGGUGAUAUUACAGUUGGUGGUAGCAACUGGUAAAACAGUUAUUUUCAAUGGAGGCAGCUCAGUUGUCGUCCUCUCUGGAGAUCCCAGAGGAACACGGUAUGAUCCUGCGGAAGCGGCUGAAGAUCUUCCUAAUGAAGUUAUUUUGCUUCUUCGGCUAUUUGCCUCCAGCUCCGUCCUCUAUAAACAAUGAAAUACCGUUGAGUAUUGCAACAAUUUGCCAUGUUGAUGUAGAUUGCCUAAAUAAAUGUUUUUGAAAACA